AGGGUCAGGAUGGCUGGGGAGUGACUUACACCUCUACUCAGAUCUGUGCUGUUAAAGGAUCAACAGUGGAAAUACACUGCAGCUACACAUACCCAUCCAAAAAGACUUAUAAAACUACUUAGGUGGAAAAAACAUUCUGGUUUACUAAAGGGAGUAAUAAAGCACCUGUAGAUCUGAAAACAGAUUCAGACUACACAGGUCGUGUGGAGUAUCACUGUGAUGAGAAGAGCUGCACUCUGAGAAUCAGAGACCUGAGAGAGAGAGACUCUGCUGAGUACAAGUUCAGGUUCAUAACAAACCAAGAUAAUUUCACUGGUUCACCUGGAGUCACUCUGUCUGUUACAGACCUCCAGGUGCAGGUGACAAGAUCAUGGACCCAGGCAGAGCUGAGGUGUCACAGCAGCUGUAAUGUACCUGAUAAUCCUUCAUAUGUCUGGUUCAAUAAUGGACAGAAAAUGGAUGGAGAAACAUCUUCUUCUCUCAGAGUCUCUGUUGAAGAUAACAACAGCUAUUCCUGUGCUGUUACAGGAUAUGAAGAUUACCGCUCUCCUCCAGUGUAUGGUCCAAAGCUUCCCUCUGUGUCAGUGAGUCCCUCUGCUGAGAUAGUGGAGGGCAGUUCAGUGAAUCUGACCUGUAGCAGUGAUGCUAACCCAGCAGCUACUUAUACCUGGUACAAGAAUGGUAAACCUCUCAAUAAAAAUACACCGCUUGUCUUCAGCUCCAUCCAGUCCUCUGACUCUGGACAGUAUUACUGUAUAGCUGAGAAUGAACUGGGGAAGACAUCUAGAUCCAUCUCUAUUGAUCUGAAAUAUGGUCCACAGAAUACCUCUGUGUCAGUGAGUCCCUCUGCUGAGAUAGUGAAGGGCAGUUCAGUGAAUCUGACCUGUAGCAGUGAUGCUAACCCAGCAGCUAACUACACCUGGUACAAGGAGAAUGAAGACUCACCAAAAGCAUCAGGACAGAUCUUCAUCAUCACUGACUUCAGAGCUGAACACAGUGGGAAUUAUUACUGUGUAGCCCAGAACAAAAGAGGAAGUCAGAACUCCACCUUACAUCUGAUUGUUGUAGCAGGUUCAAUGAAAUCAGUAGCUGCUGGAUCCAUCACUGCUAUUUUCCUGGCUAUCAUAUUCCUCUGUGCCUUCCUAUUUAUUAGAAGAAAGAGGUCCUGGAAACGAACCAGCGAGCCUGGAGCGAGACCAGACAACCAAGCUCAGGGUUCAGUGUAUGACAGCCCUUCAGCUCCAGUCCAGAGAACUCCAGCAGAGCCGCACGAAGACCUUUGCUAUGCCAGCGUGAGCUUCUCUAAAAACCAGGAAGAUGCUCUCUACUCCAACAUCAGGCUAGCUCAGCCUCACAGACACAAGGAGGAAGAGGAGGACAAGGAUGUGGAGUACAGUGUUGUCAAUUUUAAGAGUUCCAGUGCUACCACAGAAUCAGGAAAUCAAGAGGCUGCGGAGGAUUCAUCUGAACUGUACAGCACAGUCAGCAAACACCCAAGACUUUGAACACAACACAGAUCUGUGGUCUCUUUAAAGGGCAGGGUUGGUAAUGUUGAAAAACUAGCAAGAUUUGAAGGAAGCAUCUCCUCGGUGCUCCGUCUAACCCCUCCCCCUGCCCUCUGGGCUCCCCCCACACACAGACAUGCACCCUGCCUCGCUACUUUAGACAGUGUUCAAGCAGGUUAAACACACAUUUAUGAGUAUUAGGAUUAAGUUGAUAGACUGUAUUUUAUGCAUUUUUAUGGCAUGCAGCGUUAGGUCAUUUAUCUAGUGUCAUCAGUUAACAGCUGGUUAACUUGUAAUUUAUAAAAAUAUCAAUAUAGAAUUUGCUUAAAAAUGCAAUAAUUUACUGCCAGUGUGAGCGAAUCAUCUUGUCAUGUACAUUUCUCUGUAUAUAUUUCUGUAUAGCACCCGGGCUCCGUCUGGCGCUUAGCCCCGCCCAAGACAAUUGUGAUUGGUUUAAAGAAAUGCCAAUAAACCAGAGCACGUUUU
This is a messenger RNA of Perca flavescens (yellow perch), 1991 nucleotides long. Its product is annotated as B-cell receptor CD22-like. NCBI's taxonomy places the organism in Eukaryota, Metazoa, Chordata, Actinopteri, Perciformes, Percidae. The transcript is spliced from 8 exons. The record is from RefSeq and is a predicted model, not a curated record. Bases 456 to 1505 code for a protein of 349 amino acids.